Cylicocyclus nassatus is the source of this 3807-nucleotide messenger RNA. NCBI's taxonomy places the organism in Eukaryota, Metazoa, Nematoda, Chromadorea, Rhabditida, Strongylidae. The record is from the annotation of a GenBank genome assembly.
CGGCAAGUUCGCGCGCUAUCCCGGUUAUCGCCCUCUGAACUCCUCUAUGAUUUGUAAACAGUCUCGAUGGCGUUGUAUUCUCAUUCCAUUCGUUCACCUCGUCGUCUAUUUACUCGCUCGUCUAACCACUCGAUCCCUACGAUGUGUUAAUCAGCGUAGUUAUCAAAAGCAAACGCUGUUCACUCAAAUAUUUCUAAUAGAGACUGUAUUCUUGUCUUGCUACUCAUCUAGUCAGAAGAUAUGAGAACGGGUCUACUCGUAUUAUUUUCUAUAUCCUGUAUAUAUUCUGUAGAACAUGAUUCGAUAUGUGACGAUGAAGAUAGUUGUCCGGAACCGACACACACAGUGAUUCGGUUAGCAAAAAGGGACGACGAAUUGGCACGGAAGCUAGCCGCCGAGCAUGGAAUGCUAGUGCGGGGUGAGCCGUUCCUUGAGAGCCACUACUUCUUAUACCACAAAGAUGAGUCACAUUCUCGUCGAAGAAAACGAGCCGCUGUGCAGCGGUUAGAUGCUCACCCUGCUGUCGAGUGGUUAGCUGAGCAACGACCUCGGCGGCGGACGAAAAGAGACUACGUUUAUGAAGAUGACCAUGUUGUUGAGGGAGAGAGCCGAAUUUCAUCUAGUCGUAGCUCUACACUGCAAAGGCGAGCUACCGAAGGCUCAUCGCAUGUACAACGACGGCAAAGUAGAUUGGAACCACCGCGUGAGAUUCCUCGUUUACCGUUUCCUGACCCGCUCUACCAAGACCAAUGGUAUUUGGUAGGAAGGGCGGUAGGAAACUAUGAUAUGAACGUUCGAGAAGCGUGGCUUAUGGGGUACGCUGGCCGUAAUGUAUCGGUAUCGAUUCUUGAUGAUGGAAUUCAAAGGGACCAUCCUGAUCUCAUUACAAAUUACGAUCCACUUGCCAGCACCGACAUAAACGAUCAUGAUGAUGACCCCACACCUCAGAAUAAUGGUGAUAAUAAGCAUGGAACUCGAUGUGCCGGCGAAGUGGCAGCAAUAGCUGGUAACCAACACUGUGGUGUUGGAGUAGCUUUCAAAGCAAAAAUUGGAGGAGUUCGCAUGCUUGAUGGAGCUGUGUCUGAUAGUGUCGAGGCUGCUUCGCUAUCACUCAACCAGCAACACAUUGAUAUCUAUUCGGCGAGUUGGGGACCUGAAGACGAUGGCAAAACAUUUGAUGGUCCAGGACCACUGGCCAGAGAAGCUUUCUACCGAGGAAUCAAAAAUGGUCGACGUGGAAAAGGAAACAUCUUUGUGUGGGCCAGUGGAAAUGGUGGCUCAAGACAAGAUUCCUGCUCUGCUGACGGAUAUACGACAUCAGUUUACACCUUGUCCAUCUCAUCCGCUACGUACGAUAAUCACCGACCUUGGUACCUGGAAGAGUGCCCAUCAUCAAUUGCUACCACGUACAGCUCUGCUAACAUAAACCAGCCUGCUAUUGUAACCGUUGAUGUUCCUGCUGGAUGUACAAAAAUGCACACUGGCACAAGUGCAUCUGCACCUCUGGCUGCUGGAAUAAUUGCUCUUGCACUGGAAGCAAACCCUGAUCUCACCUGGAGAGAUAUGCAACACAUCGUUUUGCGUACAGCUAAUCCUACUCCUUUGCUUGGAAAUCCGGGUUGGUCCCAAAAUGGUGUCGGAAGAAUGAUAAGUAACAAGUUCGGAUAUGGUUUGAUGGACGGAGGUGCACUUGUAAAAUUGGCCAGAACCUGGAAGACCGUUCCGGAACAGCACAUUUGCACAUAUGAAUACAAAUUGGCAGCUCCAAAUCCACGACCCAUCAAUGGUCGCUUUCAAAUGAACUUUACUCUCGAUGUUAAUGGUUGUGAAUCAGGAACGCCUGUUCUGUAUCUGGAACAUGUCCAAGUUCAUGCUACAGUGCGGUACUCAAAGCGCGGCGAUCUGAAACUGACAUUGUUUUCUCCGUCGAAUACAAGAUCAGUUUUGCUGCCACCCAGACCACAAGAUUUCAACACCAACGGUUUCCACAAAUGGCCAUUCCUUUCCGUACAACAAUGGGGAGAGGAUCCUCGUGGAACAUGGAUUCUCAUGGUAGAAAGUGUGACAAACAAUCCGUCAGCCACAGGAACCUUCCAUGACUGGACGUUGUUACUGUAUGGCACGGCCGAUCCUGCACAACCGGGAGAUCGAAUUCACCCUCCAACACCGGUUCCAUCACAAUCAGUGCUAGGACGGAUACAUCAAAUUACGAGUCAGACCGAUGAGAUCGCGCCUAUAUCGUUUGGUGAUCUGAACUCCGUCGGUGAUUGUCAUCCGGAAUGUGACGGCGGAUGCUCCGAGAGCAGAUCAGCUGUUGCCUGUUUUCGCUGCAAACAUUUCACACAAACGCUACGUAACAAAGCUGGAAAUGGGUUCAAGUGUGUCACUCAUUGCGAUGAUACGUAUUACUUGGAUGGGACGAAUUGCAAGAUGUGCUCUCCACAUUGCCAUUCCUGCACACAAGCUGAGAUCUGCGAGACAUGUCCAGGUGCUCAGCUUCUUGUCUACGUCAAGCAUUCUCCUCAGUUUGGUAAAUGUGUGGAUUCAUGUUCUGAGGGACAAGUUCCAGAUUAUGAGACCAACUUGGUGCAAGCUCGUUGCGUUCUUCGUGGUGAACGAUGCGGUGAAGGCUACUAUUUGAACUCGAUUGGAAAAUGUGAUCAAUGCGAUCCGGCUUGCUCAACAUGCCAUGGUCCAGGUUCCUUGGGUUGUGAUACAUGUGCAAAAGGUUACGGAAAUCGUUCUACCGGUUAUUGUCGAAAGUGUUGUGCUAAUGGAGAACAACCAUCGCAAGAUUAUCGAUGUGAGGAUUGCUCACCUAAUGCUAAAUAUCCUGCACGCCAUCGAAGCUCUAGUUUGGUGUGGUCUUUUGCCUCGAUGAUAGUAGUUGUGGUCAUAGUUUGUCUGUUCGGAAGUGUGGGAUACUGCAUUCUGAAAGAUGAUCGCAAUCAGAUUGAUUACACUCCGCUGCCACACUACAACAGCCAAACCGACGAAGUGCAUAUCUUGGGUUCAGAUUCAGAUGACGAGGAAGAUCCUGUCUUCGAUGCAAAACGCACCGAAAUUUGAUCUCGUCUCGUCUAAGAGCAGCUUAGAUUCUAUGAAAACUGCCAUAUAGGAGAAGUAAGUACGAAAGUAGUUGUUUUUCGUUAAUUUUGUUUCAAAUAGAUUUGCAGCUAUUUUUCAUAGGUAUUUCGAGUAGAUUCCCUGUCAAGUAGGUACUUAGACAGUACUAUUCACAUCUUCUAAUUGUACUAAUUUGCAUUGGCUUCUCACUUAGUUCAAAGCUACUUUUCUUCCUUCCUAAACUCACUUCUCGUUAUUUUCAUAUACCUCUGUCCUUUCCAUAAGCAUAAUUUGCGGUGAAAUGGAGUCACCUUGACCAAUUGCUAUAUCCAAAGGGAACUUGCCUAUGGUACCGCGGGGAUACAGGUGCCGCUAUAUCAUUUAUCAAAAUACGAUCAUUGUGUUUUCAUUGCCUUGAAUUGUUCAGAUGUGUUCCUAUAACCUAAUUAUAAUCGAAAACCAACAUAUUUCGGUUCAACUGUGCCUUUAUCCUUUUACAUUUUCAUGAAGAGACUUUCCUCCAUUCAUUGACCGUCCCAUUCAAGUACUAUUCACUUCAAUGUUGUAUGUGCACUCUACACAGGUACAGCAUCUAUAAUCAAUUCUGUGAUUGUUGUUAAUUUAUCAUAUAUUUCUUUUUCCUAGUGUCAUUCGUUGUUGGUAUUCAUUCGUUACAUAAAAGCUGUGUAUCCUGCAAGUUUGAUGUAUGCAGAAUGUUUUUUCUGCAUUGUUGAGGACCAC